This is a messenger RNA of Didymodactylos carnosus, 2985 nucleotides long. The record is from the annotation of a GenBank genome assembly. NCBI's taxonomy places the organism in Eukaryota, Metazoa, Rotifera, Eurotatoria, Philodinida, Philodinidae.
AUGAUCAAAUUGAUAAAAUUAUUACGUCAACAACGUCAGCAAGAGAAUAACUUAAAACGUCGUGAGACAGGAUUUCAGUUGUACCUUAAUGGGGCACACCAUACACCACCAAAACGUCCACCAUCGAUACAAGGCAGUAGCAAUCGAAAUCAUGCUCCAAUGAAUUUAGAUUUUCUUCUACCAUAUUCUUCUGAUUUUCAAUAUCCGACAAAAUCUGCUAUAAAUAAUGCAAAUAAUAAUACUCAUAGCGACAAAUUUUCAACGUCGUCGCGUCGUCAGUGGAAUAAUAAUCCCAUAGUAAAAAUAAAAACUACACAAGGAUCAACUAUCGUUGAUCUUCCUAUGAAUCUUCAUCAGUCGCCAGCAACAAAUCAUGAUAGUCGCGUAAAAUCAUUAUAUGUAAAACAGCAAAUCCAGUCAGACGACCAACAUUUUAAUACUACACAGUCAGCACAUUCUCCAAAUUUGAAAAUUGGUCAAUCAAGAAAAGCUUGGGAUGAACAACCAGUUGAAUUAAAUUCUAGUCAAUUAAAAGCGAAUUAUAAUAAUGUACCGUUCUAUAACUUUAAACCAGUCAACGUAAAAGAAAGUUGGUUACCCAAUUGGUGUGUAAAGACAAUUGGUACACCUCAAGAAAAUACUAACUCGUAUCAAAAUGAAGAUGAUUAUGAAUCCGAUUUUGAUUUAUCUCAAAGCAGUACUGACGAUGAUCAUGAUGAUGUUGAAUCCCACGAUAAUUGUUUAUUAAACCGUGUGUGUUUACCACCACGCCGACUUGCUGGAGCAGAUUUAAGAAAGCAUACAAGUAAUGCAUAUCAAGCACCCCAGAGACGUCCGACAAAAAUGGUUGAUAGUCUCGAUUUAGAAAAUUUUCCAGCACCAAAAGAAUUUCAUGUUACAUCUGAUCUCGAUUUUGACGAAAAAAAGCCUGCAGAUGUUUUCUCAUCUCAUCAAUCAAGUAAUUUAUUGUCGAUUAAUAAAGAUCGAAAGCCAUUUGCAGCUAAUCGUAAUGAAUCUAACAGUCCAGCAUCCGAUUGGCUUGAGCGUUCUAUUACUCAGAUCGAUUUAUUUGGGCGUAGACAUCGUGGAAUGUUAGAAAACACCGACAUAAAUGAAUCAGUGGAAGAUUAUUUUAAAAAUGUGAAAAAAGAUGAACAACAGCAAGAGGAAGAAAACAACGCUCAUGUUGAUGAUGAUACGUUUAUGAUACCAGAAUUACCUCAAGGUCAACAGUUAGUGUUUAAUUUAAAGUCGUCAUGGGGCGAUCGACAUUACAUCGGAUUAAAUGGAAUUGAAAUAUUUUCAAGUGAAGGUUAUCCAGUUGUCAUUCGAAAGAUAACGGCCGAUCCACCCGAUAUUAACAUAUUGCCAGAAUACGGUAAUGAUCCAAGAGUAGUGGGAAAUUUAAUUGAUGGUGUUAAUAAAACACGUGAUGAUAUUCAUAUGUGGCUAGCACCGUUUAUAGCCGGUCGUGAUCAUUUUAUUUAUAUCACGUUUGAACAACCAUCAAGAAUAGCGAUGAUACGAAUUUGGAAUUAUAAUAAAUCUCGAAUAUAUUCGGCACGUGGAGCCAAAGAUAUUGAGAUUACACUUGAUGGUCGUUCAAUAUUCAGUGGAGAGAUUAGUCAAGCAUGUGGAGGAAUACAAUCGACAAAUGAUUUCUCUUCGUAUGGUGAAACUAUAUUGUACACUACCGAUGAUCAUAUAUUAGAAAAAAUUGCUGAAUAUGAUCCAAUUUAUGUUGAUCAGGAAGUACCACUCGAUGAUAACGAGAAUAAUAAUCGACCACCUACAGCGGGAAAUGAUGUGCGUCCAAUGACUCGAGCCACAUUAAGACGGCCAUUUACAGCCUUGAGAUCAACAGGAGCGAACGAUACAGCAGAAUUUUAUGGAAAUAAACUUAUUUUAACAAUAACUGAAAAUUGGGGAGAUGAUGGAUACGUUGGUUUAACUGGAUUAGAAAUUGUUGAUACAUCUGAUAAUGAAUGUGUCAUUCAAUCUUUUGAUGUAAUUUCACCAAAUAAUUCAAAAGAUAAUCAAACAUUAGACAAAUUAUUUGACAGAGAAAAUGUGACAACUUCCGAGAAUCACAUGUGGUUAACUCCAUUUUUGAAACAUGAAAAAAUUCGAGUUGUUAUCUCGUUGAGUAAUAAAAAACGUUUACAUGGACUUCGAUUAUGGAAUUAUAACAAAUCGUCGGACGAUACAUUUUGUGGAAUUAAACGUCUUCAUGUUCAAUUAAAUGAUAAAAUUAUAUCGCCAAGACAAGGUUUUCUGAUUCGUCGAGCCCCUGGUCACUGUUAUUUUGAUUUUUGUCAAGAAAUAAUUUUUGCACACGCUAAAACUGAAUAUAGUCAAAGCAAGAAUUCCAAUACAAAACAGAAUGACACAAAGUAUUUCAUUUAUGAAUUUCAUAUUUUAUCUAAUCAUGGGGAUUUAUAUUAUGUGGGUUUAAACGGACUUGAAUUUUAUGACGAAAAUGGAGAACAAAUUGGUUUAACAGAAAACAAUAUUGCCGCUUAUCCACAUAGUGUAAAUGCGUUAAAUCCUUCAGUUGCCGAUAUCAGAACACCCGAGAAAUUAAUAGAUGGAGAAAAUAAUGAUAUAGAUGGUGCUCAUGCAUGGCUCUCACCAAUUUUGAAUGGAGUGUUUAAUCGAAUAUUUGUCAUAUUUGAUCGGCCAACAUCUGUUUCAAUGAUUAAAAUUUGGAAUUAUUCGAAAACUCCUAACAGAGGAGUUCGAGAAUUUUCUCUUCUAGUAGAUGAUUUAUUGGUAUGGACAGGAAUUUUAGAUCGAAUUGAUACAAUGGAUAAAACCAAUGAAAUACUAUAUAAUACAAUAUUAUUUUGUGAUGAAGAAAUACUUACUGAACAAGAAAAAUACACACUAUUAGAAAAUAAAGGUUCAUCAGAGAAUGCUAGUGGCAAUGAAACAAAUUCAAGAAAUAAACCUAAUUCUAUCGAUUAUUGUAAGUUAAUUGUUUGA